Messenger RNA from Psylliodes chrysocephalus, 4061 nucleotides. The record is from the annotation of a GenBank genome assembly. NCBI's taxonomy places the organism in Eukaryota, Metazoa, Arthropoda, Insecta, Coleoptera, Chrysomelidae.
CGCUAGACUCCCGCGUCCGCAUGAAUUUAAAUUCGCGAACGCCGACUGCGUCUUUUUUUUUCAUAACAUACACACGCAUUACAAAAGUUCUCGAUUCGGACGUACAGAGUGUUGGACAAUCAGAUGGCAGGAUGAAAUGUUGGAUUAGUUUGCUAGAUACUGUUUGUUUUUUUGGUUAAUAUAUAGCUUAGUGAUGUGAUUUUUUUGUGAAAAGAAAUAGGAAUAUAAAAUAUGACAUUGUUGUGGAUUUUGGAGGUUGUUUUUGUUCUCAGUUUUUUAAUUGGAGAAGUGUUCCCCUUAAAAAAUGUCCUACUAACAAUUGAACCGCAAGUGGUACCAAUAGGAAACAGCUCCACCUUAAAAUGCACGUACGACUUACAAGACGAUGCCCUCUAUACAGUAAAAUGGUACCGAGGAGUGUACGAAUUUUAUAGAUAUACGCCCAGUGAGCACCCCAAGAGCCAAAAGAUAUUUCCCUAUAAAGAAAUAAAUGUCGAUGAGAGUGCAUCGAAUUCCACUCAAGUGGUACUUCGAAAUAUCGAUUUCAUACUCUCUGGGAAUUUCACGUGCGAAGUUACGACAGACGCUUCGCAUUUAACAACUGGAUAUGACACAAAGCCCAUGCUUGUAGUGCAAACACCGGAGACCGCUCCAACAAUCAGCGUUUUCGGUGAACCCCUAGACUAUGGGGAUAUAUUACGGGCUAACUGCUCCAGUCCUCCAGCAAGGCCCAGAGCGAGCUUGACGUUUUUUCUCAAUAACUAUACGGUAGCGAGAAGUGAACCAUUACUACCACACCAUUACCAGAAAUCCGAAUGGAGCGAUCUGUCGUUGGUGAUAAGGCUUUACGAAGAACACUUCAGUGGGGGAAGACUCGUCCUCCGGUGCGUUGCAGACGUUGAAAAUGUCUACCAUGAAGAGGCUGUGCUCAAGUUAGGCAGCGUCCGCGAACCCGUCCCAGAAAGAGUGAGUGCACAAAACACUGCAAUAUCUUCGUCACAGCAAGUGAUACUUCGAAUAAUUGUUUUUGUGAAUAUAAUGUUAUUGUCAAGUUAGGAAAAAAAAGUAAAAUCUACGUGCGAAAUUCUCUGUACACUCAUUUUAACUGUCAAACCUGAACCACAUUCAUCGAAAAUAUCAAUUUUGUCAACAAUCGCUGAAUCGCCAUUUUUCAUAAUGUACAUAGUAUGUGUGUUUUUUUUUUCAGUUAAAUCUUGUUAGACAAUAAAAAAACUUAUUUUCGAAUUUAUUAAAUAUUUUAUAGAUGCCUAACAAGAAUAUAAUUAUAGAAGUUUCAUUGAAUACAAACAAGUUAUAAAAGUAAGUUUAAGAAACCGACUUCAAAAUCGUGCAAAUGCCAUUCAUUGAGUUUUCUGAUUUUCUCAUAGAUCGUAAUAUCAGAUCUUGACCAAAUGUGUAUGUGACUACUUACGAGGUAUACCCUUUCUAAUAAAAAAGAAUUAUAGAAAUCGGACAAACUGGUAAAAAAUUAUCGCUACCUAUACAUAAAAAAUUAAGAGUUUGAUGAUAUUCUCAUGGAUCCCCUUUCCAAAUUUAUAUGGUACCAGAGAUAUCUCCUUUCUAACAAAAAAUCAUAUAAAUCGGACAACGUUGAACGUUGAAGAAAAUUAUCGCUGAACAUACAUUAAAAAAUAUAUGUAUUCCGACGAAUUGAGAACCUCCUUCCUUUUUUGAAGUCGGAUUAAGGUAGCUUUAUUAUGUUAAGAAUUACUUUGAUUUCAAUGCAAUAUUAUCUUUUUUAUAAUUUCAUAAAAUUAAAUAUGAUGAAUUUCACCUAAAAAAAAAAUAAAGUUCGGGGUUAUUUAUCCUCUUACACUACUAAAAUAACUAUAAUUUUUGAAUAUUGAUCCACUAGCUCUUGGAUCGUCUACUUCUAUUGCCCCGGAUACCAUUAUCAUCUUCUGCUUCCUUGCCCAAAUCGAACCCCAAGAAAACUGGUCUGAAAUUGCCUUUAAAUAACCAAUAAACUGGCAAGAGCAAUUAAUAAUAAGUGGUAGGUACAAAAAGUAGUCAAGUUAUAACAUGGCUAACCUCUGCUUAUAGGUAUAAAAUAUACUAAAUUUUCUAGUUCCAAAAAUAGUAAGGUUAGACUCAACUUACUUGUUUAUAAUAGUAUUUUACAUAACAAGAGUAGUAAGAAGCUAAUUACAUGCGAGUAGAAAAGUUGCGCACGAGCCGUGUCAGCAGCGAGUGCAGUAAUUUUACAAGCAUGUAAUUGCUCUUACAACUCCAAUAAUGUAGUAUACUUUAUCUACAACCACUAUCAUACAUUCAAUGCCGAAAAACCAAGAAUAGAAGAAUAUAUGAUCAUGUUGUGAAUGAUUAUCAGGCAUUUUACAAUUUGCCGAAAACGAUGCCGUCAAAACGUGAAAAUAAAGUCGAAAAUACCACUAAAUAUAAAUAAUACAAUUACAGUAAAUCUUUAUAUUAAGAAAACAUAAACAGUUAACACUUCAUGAUAUAAAAAUAUACCUGUUGACUUUAGUAACUACCUAACAGAAAUAUGAAACUGCAUUUAAAAAAAUCCUUUAAAAAUAAUAAAAUAUUCUUAUAAUUUAACAUUCAAUAGGUAAUAAUGUACCUACGCUAUUACUAAUAUAAAAGUAUAAAAAUUGUUAUUAUUAUUUUUAAAACAAGCACAUUUUUUGUGUUGCAGUGUUUACUACUAGCCUUACAGCUAUAUUUUUGAAAGCCUUGACCUCCGAAUCGUGACUGAUAUGCAACGGCCCUUCUAAGAGUAAUUAGUCGAUCAGGAAAUUCAUCUUCAAAACCUACUGAGGAUUCUUGAGUAUCAUUUCUAGAAAAUAUAGUUUUAAUAAUUCCUUUAGAGGCUAUUUUUCAGGUCAAUCACUUUUCCAAUGAUAUUCUUAGAAUCAAGAGGUCCUCUAUCUACCUUAGGAUAUCUUAAAUAAACAUAUGAUCCGAUUGCAAUCGACUUAAAUUUUUUGUUGGAUGCCUCAGUCAUUUUUUCAGCGGCUCUUUUUUGACCAGAGUAAGAUUGUUUUCUCUGAAUUUCAAUUUUAUUUUUAGUUGCACAAAGUGAACAAAUCCUUGUAUUUAGUUCUGAAGAUGGUCCUGAAUUUAAAAUUGUACAAUUUGAAUGUAUCGUGGCAUUACAUAUCUCACAAGUGAAUUUACUUUAUCACUUAUAGUCUCAGACGCAUUCUCUUCCAUAUUGUCCAGUUGAAUGCUACCCUCUGAACCCGAUUAUCUUCUGAUAUUUCCAGAUCAGUAUUGUUGGUUCGUAAAGGAUUCAUAACAUCGUCAAAUUCUUUUUUUAUCCAAAGUUCUUUAAUUACAGAAUCUGGCAGGUUUUGACUGUACAAAAUACCACCGCAUGGACAAAUUUGUGCAGGAGUAAUCGGACAUCCAGAAACGAAGCAUAGUCUUAACAUCUUAAUUAUUUCUUUAUAAUACAACCUGGCUUUGAGGGUGACAUGGCCUGCCAUGAACAAUUUUGAAAUCAGGCCAAUAGCCAACAAUUUGUUCUAUUACCGAAGCAGUAAAUUCCCGACCAUUGUCACUUUGCAAUAUGUGCGAUACUCCAAACUCUGCAGUAGGUUUGGUACGUAAAGGGCGAAGAUGCAAAAAUUUUGUAGCAUGGUCUUGAUUAGAAGCCAUUUAUAGUUUUCGUCAGGAGCAGAUUAAAAAAUCUAUCAAAUCUAUUUGACUGCGAACAUUAAAAUCUUUAAAUAGGAUUGGUCGCAUAACCAAUCCCUUAUGAGGUUGCUAUUUUUUAAGCUGACAUUACUUGCAUAGUGAAAUAAAAGGUUCUACUGCUUUUCUAGGAAUGUUUUUUAAUGCAAAUAUCACCAUGACACCUGACACCAUGACCUAUGAAUCGGUAAGAUUCUAGCAACACAUCCGAACACUGUUCUAUGGAAAUCAUGUAAACAAUACGUUGAUCAAGACAACUUCGUUUUACGACUAAAUGUUCAUCAGUACCGAUAGAUAUUGUAUAUUUUCUUAAUAAAUGAUACAGCUUAUUAUUUGUUUUUUCUUACCUGUUUAGUCAGCUAAUUUACCAUGCUUAGUGUCUG